Molecule: messenger RNA, 1655 nt
Organism: Vombatus ursinus (common wombat)
Lineage: Eukaryota; Metazoa; Chordata; Mammalia; Diprotodontia; Vombatidae
Gene: DKK3
Product: dickkopf WNT signaling pathway inhibitor 3
Exons: 7
Coding region: 16-1152 (378 amino acids)
Biological process (GO): multicellular organism development; negative regulation of canonical Wnt signaling pathway
Cellular component (GO): extracellular region
Molecular function (GO): co-receptor binding; receptor antagonist activity
Source: RefSeq, a predicted model, not a curated record
CUGAAGGCGCUGAGGAUGCUGCUGCUUCAGAGGAUGCUGCUGUUCCCGAGGCUGCUGCUGCUGCUCGGGCUCCUGGCUGGAGCGGGGCGAGCCGCCCCGGCCCCCUCCACCCUGCCCAUCAGCCCCUCUCCCUUCCCCAAGGUCCCCUCCCACGCAUCCCAGGCCCAGCGGGAAGGGCCCCUGCCUGCCCUCGCCUUUCCGCAGGAAGAAGCCACUCUCGACGAGAUGUUCCGUGAGGUGGAGGAAUUGAUGGAAGACACGCAGCACAAGCUGCAGAGCGCCGUGGAUGAGAUGAAAGCAGAGGAGGAAGCCACCAAGGCGUCAUCAGAAGUCCUCUUGCAAGACCUGCCUCCCAAUUUCCACAAUGACUCCCACAGUGAAGUCAAGAUUGGAAACAAAACCAUCUACAGGCACCAGGAAAUUGACAAGGUAACCAACAGUCAAACUGGACAAACAGUUGUUUCAGAGACCAUUAUUACCACCAUAAAGGAUGAAGAGAAAAGGAAUCACGAGUGUAUCAUUGAUGAGGACUGUGGGACAGGGAAAUACUGCCAGUUUUCCAGUUUUGAAUAUACUUGUGAACUCUGUAAGAGCCAACAAACUCGCUGCUCAAGAGAUAGUGAAUGCUGUGAGGACCAGCUCUGUGUCUGGGGUCGUUGCAUAAAAGGUGCUUCAAGAGGUAGUAAUGGGACCAUCUGUGACAAUCAGCAAGGCUGCCAGCCUGGUCUGUGCUGUGCUUUUCAGAAAGGGCUGCUGUUUCCUGUGUGCACACCACUGCCAGUGGAGGGAGAACCCUGCCAUGACCCUUCUAACAGACUACUGGAUCUCAUCACAUGGGAGCUGGAGCCUGAUGGGGCACUAGACCGAUGCCCAUGUGCCACUGGCUUAAUCUGCCAGCCACACAGGCACAGCUUGGUGUAUGUGUGUGAACUAUCCUUCAAUAAAACAAGGCGUGAAGACAAAGAGCAUGCAAUGACAAAUGAGGGCCUUCUAUUCAGCUUGCUGCCUGGAGCCAUUACUGAGGACCAGGAAGAUGGAGAUCUCAUCCAGGAAGUCCGUAGGCAACUGGAAAACCUGGAGAGAGAUCUUUCAGAAAUCUCUCUAGAUGAGCCUUCUGUGACCUCUGAUCUGUUUUAUGUAGAUGAGAUUUAAAUCAACAAGGACAGCUUUGUAAUCUAGUCUUUUUACAACUGUAAUUUGUGUAUAUUGUCUUGCUUGUAUAGGCCCUAAACACAUUCACUGUUGGAUAGAAAUGCAAUUCAAUAACUAAUAUAUUUUGAGGGAAUAUUUUUCUUGCAUGUUCAGAUGAGGUUUCUUUUUCAGUGUUUUCAGUUAAUUUAUACAUCUGGACCAAAAAAAAGUUGCACUGAAAAAAAAAUUAGGCUUGCUAUGCUUUUGGCCAGAUGACUCUAAAUUAUGGGUAUAAAAACGAAUUCUUAUUUUUGCACUUGCUCAGCUUAAAUUACCCCCAACAUUUAAUAUGAAUGGUAGGGAAAUGGCAUUUCCCCCCUUUAAAAUGGUUUGAAAGAUUUUGGUAGGAUGAGCUGUAAAGUGAACAAUUUUCCCCGCUGUUUUUUUUUUAGGGACAGUGAACUUUAGCCAUGUACAGAAUUCCUUGUAAUUUUGAAAAUAUAAUCAUGGUGAAAUGGCAAUAA